Penicillium taxi is the source of this 765-nucleotide messenger RNA. It is a transcript of the gene yth1, whose product is annotated as cleavage polyadenylation factor RNA-binding subunit YTH1. The transcript has a single exon. NCBI's taxonomy places the organism in Eukaryota, Fungi, Ascomycota, Eurotiomycetes, Eurotiales, Aspergillaceae. The record is from RefSeq and is a predicted model, not a curated record. Gene Ontology annotation, molecular function: RNA binding; metal ion binding. Bases 1 to 765 code for a protein of 254 amino acids.
AUGACAGCUGACGCUCGUAGCGCUGCUACACAAUUUCUAUCCGCCGAACCUACACGCGACCCCAGCUACAAUGACUUCUCUUUCUCGCCAUUCCUCCGCAAAAGCUUUGGCUUUGGACUCGCCAGCGAUGUCCCCGUUUGCAAAGCUUACAGUGAGGGACACUGCCCCUUGGGACCCGCCUGCCCAGACCGACAUCCCACACCUUCCCGUGUAACUACCUCCACAACCACAGCCUCUGGUCUGGCCCCAUCGACAACACACGGAUCAUUAGUAUGCAAGCAUUUCCUCAAGGGACUGUGCAAGAAGGGAGUGAAGUGCGAGUAUCUGCACGAAUACAACCUGCGUCGCAUGCCUGAAUGCCAGUCCUUCUCCCGAUCCGGAUACUGCCCCAAUGGCGAUGACUGUCUAUAUCAACACGUUCGAGAGGAGGCCAGACUUCCACCAUGCGAGCACUACGAUCGAGGAUUCUGCGAAUUAGGCCCUCUCUGCGCAAAGCGACAUGUUCGUCGUCGUUUAUGCUUAUUCUACCUUGCCGGGUUCUGUCCUGAAGGUAAGGGGUGCGCCGACGCGCACCCCCGGUGGGUUGAGAACCUCCCGCGGCCUACGAUACGAACGGAAAAGACGGAGGAGGAAUUGGAACACGAACGUGCUCUCAUUCGCGAAGAGCAAGAGCGCGAAAAGGAGAGAGAACGCGAAUGGCGGAGCGAACGAGGUAGAGGCGGUGGAUUCAUGCGGGGACGGUAUCGGGGACGAGGCAGGGGAUAA